Messenger RNA from Tricharina praecox, 3888 nucleotides. RefSeq lists its product as uncharacterized. The record is from RefSeq and is a predicted model, not a curated record. Gene Ontology annotation, molecular function: protein binding. The coding region runs from base 89 to 3853 and encodes 1254 amino acids. NCBI's taxonomy places the organism in Eukaryota, Fungi, Ascomycota, Pezizomycetes, Pezizales, Pyronemataceae. The transcript has 2 exons.
CCCACACGCGUACCGACGACCUUCGCAGUCGUCCGUCCAAUGAGUACAAAAGCCAGUAUCACCAUCUAAACAGAAUUUCGCUGUCUGAAUGGUGUUCAAACCGUUCACCACUCUCGCUCGUCAGAGCAUCUCGAGGCACCUCGUCAAUGGAUACGCACAGUCGGUCGUAGCCGCCACCCAAUCGUCGUAUGCCUCGUCGACGAUCCCCAUCAAGUUCGGCCAGAACAAUGCUCCGGCCAAGAUCCAGAAUGCCUUCGGUGGUGCCCAUUCGGGCCGCGCCGCGCCCAAGGACGGCUCCGGAAGUGAGAGCGUGAAUGCUUACUUCGCGGCACAGUCGGCGGCGGAUGACAAGGAGGACCGAAAAUAUCUCUUCUCGAAGAAGAUACUCUGGUCCAAAGCCCAGCAUCAGCAACAGCAGAAACAGCUGCUCGGCGCGAUGCCCGAACCCAUAGCCGAGCCCCUGUCGGUCCGAACACGAUCGGAUUCUCUCGGCUCGGUUGCGGAGGAGGAGGCCAUUGUCGAACUCGAGGCCGGUGCUUCGAAGGAGGCGGAGGCGGCGGUUGUGGAUGAAGUUGAAGCUGCGGCGGAGGAGGUGACGACGACGGAGGAGCCACAGGCUUCCCUUGAAGAUGUCCUUCUGCAGGAGCCUGAGACCCCGGAAACGAGGGAACUCAACGCGCAGUUGCAGUCGUUGCGCGAUCAGAGACGAUGGGAGGAGGUAACUAUGGUCUUCCGGCAUAUGACUGAGCAGGGAUACACGCCGAAUACGGCCUCGUAUAAUCUGCUUCUCGACUCCAUGGUCAGCCUACGGCCUCGAUAUGUCGCGCAAGUAAUCGAUGUUUACUCGGCGAUGCUUCGGCAGAAGCUGAUCCCGACGACGAGCACUUACACCAUCUUGAUCGACUUCCUCUCGGCGCGCGCAUUGGGAUCCCUCAAGAUCGCCACCGAUGCCGAACGCGACGCCCAACGGUUCGGCGUUACACUCGAAUCCAAGACACAGCAGGUCGAAGAUAUGAAGAAUGAAGGCGCAAUGGACCUGGCUCUCAGCCUAUUCUACGACAGUACCGAAGUCCGCAUCGAGCGCGUUUUCCCGACCUUCGUCUACCAGACACUGAUCCACGCUUGCUCCAAGUACAAGCGCGACGACGACAUGCUGAAGGUGUAUGCUCACAUGGAGACGCACGGAGUCGCACCUACGCCGGAAAUCAUCAGAUCGCUCAUCCGGGGAUUCGGCAGGACCGGGGAUGUCCGCGCCGCGGUCGAGACAUAUAACUGCUGGUUGCAGAUGGGUAUCGCGCAGGACCCCGCUAUGAUGGAUCAAAGAUAUCAAGUCUACACCGAUCUUAUCAAGGCCUACAUGGACGCAGGUGAUGCGGCUGGCGCCCUAACUUUCCUUUCAAAGGUUGUCGACAUCAGCCGCGAAAGAGAACGCAUUGAAUGGCUCAAGCGCGCCGUCGUUGAAGGGUUUGUCGCGCAAGGUGACAUCGCCGCCGCCAAGAAGUGGACUUCUCAGCUGGCAAUUCAAUUUACACCUAGCGAGUGGCUUGCCCGCUUGAUGACCCGGAUCGCAGAUCAAGACGAACUCGACUUCUCCCGACAAAUAUACAACACCAUCAACUUCGACAACAUGGAGCUCAACAACAUCCAGAAACAGCAAACCACCGCCGAAUGCCAGAUGUCCGGUCUCGCGCUCUGCAUCCGCGGCGAGAACGUCGAUCUCGCCCGCGAUCUCUGGCGUGACCUCUGGGAUCGCAACACGUCGACCGGUCCCGACAUCUCGGCGACACUCGCAUACGUCGGCCUCCUCUUCCGCCAAUCAUACCCUAACGAGGCGCUCGUCGUGCUCAACCAGUUUAGUAACUUCUUCCUCGAGUAUCCCACCAUGAACCAAGUUCCGGAUCCCAUCUUCGAUAUCGAGGCCAAGCGCACCGCUCUCCGCGAGGGUUUCGAGCACGUGAUCGUGAGCCUUUCAGCGAGGAGUCUCCUCAGUCCUAGCAUUGCUCUCGACAUCGCCGGUUUCAGCCUGGUGCACUGCAACGGACUCGGACUCGAAGCUUCAAGGCGUGUUGUCGGACUUUUCGACCGCACCAGACUGAUGGGUUUGACUGCGUCUCAGCUCGCACUCGUUCUUCAAAUCCAGUACAACUUGAUGAAGACCAGCCUGGAGUCCGGAAUGCCACUUUGGCCCAAUGAUAGUGCAACCUUCCACACUAUGUUCGGUCUCGCUCUGGGUCAUCAGUUCCCGAUCUCCGGACCGAUCGCGGAGCUCCUUGGACGUGGUGCUGCUAUGCUCGCUUCCGUUUUCCCCGACAUGGAGGAAACCUGGAAGCAAUACGUGCAGCAGGAGUUUUUCAGGACCGCUACGCCCGUUUCCAUGGUUUCCGUCUCUCCCACCCUUGUGGCGGUGAACGAACACGAAAACCCCAUCGACAAGCACUACGAUCCGUACUUCGCGAAAAUCGAUGUCAAGACCUCUGACUCUAUCGACGUCAUCCUCGAUCGCUCCAAGUACAACAAGAUUGCCGAUCUGAGGCGCAUGUACCGCAGCUCCCGACGACAAGGCCGCACUCUUCGGCUGACCACCCUGGCCAAGAUCAUCACCGCCGCUGCUCGCACUGGCAUGCACGAGGACUUUAUGGAUGAGAUCAUGAGGAACGCUAAGAUCGAUUGUCCUCCCGGAUCACUCGAGUAUCCCGUCGCCAGAUUCGGUUGGGGUUCUCUGUUGGACGCUAUGAUUGCCGCUCAGCUGAACCUUGGACAUCGCGACAAGGCCCGCACCUUCCACAAGGAGAUGUCGAGCUACAACCUUUCGCCUUCCGCCAAUACCUAUGGACUUUACAUCGUCUCCCUCAAGGCCACUCAUCAGACCUACGAUGAGGCCUCUGAGGCUGUCACCAUCUUCCAGGAAGCUGUCAACGAGAAUGUCCUGCCCACUUCCUUCCUCUACAACGCAGUUAUAGGAAAGCUCGCGAAGGCGAGAAGGGUGGAUGAUUGUCUUGCCUUCUUCACCUCCAUGCGCCUUGCUAGAAUCAAGCCUACCUCGGUGACCUAUGGAACGAUGAUCAACGCGCUCACCCGUGUGGGCGACGAGACUUUCGCGGAGGAGCUUUUCCAGGAGAUGGAGUCGAUGCCCAACUACAAACCUCGACCAGCCCCCUACAACUCACUGAUCCAGUUCUUCAUCACGACCAAGCGUGAUCGCACCAAGGUCCUCAACUACUACAACCGCAUGCUCGCGCGUGGUAUCGCUCCUACCGGACACACUUAUAAGCUCAUGAUUGAGGCGAAUGCUACUCUCGAUGAGCCGGAUAUGGCUGCUGCGGAAGGUAUUCUCGAUACGAUCGCCGCCAGUGGUCUUCCCAUCGAGUCUGGACACCACGCCGCCCUCAUUCACGCCAAGGGAUGCGUCCUGCACGAUAUCCCCGCCGCGGUCGAGCACUUUGAGAAGGUCAUCAACGGAGGCAAGAUCGUUCCCGACAGCACCCUUUACCAGGCUCUUCUUGAGUGCUACGUUGCCAACCACCUCGUCUCCGAGACUCCCCGCUGGGUCAAAGACAUGGAACACAAGCGCAUCCAGAUGACUCCGUACAUCGCCAACACGCUCAUCCACGGAUGGGCCAUGCAGAAGGACAUCGAGAAGGCGCGCGAAAUCUACGAUAUGCUCGGAUCUCGUGCGGGUACGGCCCGUCGCGAGCCCAGCACCUACGAAGCCAUGACCCGCGCCUACCUCGCCGUCCAAGACAGGGAGAACGCUAAGAAGAUUGUCGAUGAGAUGAUGGGACGCGGUUACCCCAGUGCCGUUAUCGCCAGAGUCCUCGAUCUUGUUCGUAUGAGCGAUCAGCCCGAUGCUUGAGCGAGUCAUCACCUUCCACGUCUGCGUGCAGCGUU